Messenger RNA from Manis javanica (Malayan pangolin), 771 nucleotides. The record is from RefSeq and is a predicted model, not a curated record. NCBI's taxonomy places the organism in Eukaryota, Metazoa, Chordata, Mammalia, Pholidota, Manidae.
AUGUGUCAGACGACGGUAAAGCCAGUAACCCACAGCAGGAUCAAUGUAUCUGCUCGGUUUAGGAAACCACUUCAGGAGCCCUGCACCAUCUUCUUGAUUGCAAAUGGAGACCUCAUAAGCCCAGCUUCUCGCCUCCUUAUCCCCAGAAAAGCUCUGAAUCAGUGGGAUAAUAUACUACAAAUGGUCACAGAAAAAAUAACUCUGAGGAGUGGGGCUGUCCACAGACUUUACACUUUAGAAGGAAAACCGGUUGAGAGUGGGGCAGAGUUGGAGAAUGGGCAGUUUUAUGUGGCUGUCGGCAGAGAUCAGUUUAAGAAAUUGCCUUACAGUGAAUUACUUUUUGACAAGUCAGCAGUGAGGUCUUAUGGUCAGAAAGCUCCUUCACUACCUCCUGUGGUGGGACCCAGAAAGUCUAAAGGGAGUGGAAACGAUCGUCAGUCUAAAUCUACAGUUGGAUCCAGUGACAACCCAUCUCCUCAGCCCCGAAAGAGGAAAGAGAAAAAAGAUGUGAAUUCGGGAAAACUCGCAAAAGGGAAACAAAAUGUAAAGUCAAAGAGUUCACCACAGGCGGUCCCAGACGGCGUCAGUGGGGAACAUGCUGGGGCGCUUGGGAGGAGGAUGGAUGGGAUUAGGUUAAAGAUUCGGGGCCGGAGCUGCGUCCUCUGCCUGGGAGCCCCAGCCCACUUCACGGUGGAUGUGAGGAGUCCGUUCGAAUCACAGUCAGUGUGGGCCUCACAGCUGGUGCAGCAGGAGCUCGCUGCUAGGGCUUAG